CAAAACAUAUGUCAAGCAGUAAUGUUUAACAAUAAAAUCAGCUGUGUAGAGACAAUCUGAAAGAAAUAUAUUUGCAUCGUUUGUAAAAUAUUACAAAAUUGUAGUGACUGAACCAUGUAUUCGUAGACGAAUACGUCUAUUUAUUCAAGUGAUCGCUGUGCAAUCCUUUUAAACCAUGUCAUCCAAUCUACCGCAUUUUGAUACAGCUUCCGACUCACCCGAACCACUUCUGGAAUGGCAGGACGAAGCGGCAGCAAUUAUAAAAGACGUUGAAAAUCAUGUGAAGCACAUUCAAAUAUCGUCGAAAUUGCAAUCCAGCAAAACCGAAAUUUUCCUCAACCUAACCACACUGGAAGAAGCAACAUUUUGUAUUCGAAUAUCUACGGAAGGAUUUCAAAUUGUCGGUCAGUUGUAUGACACCAUUGGAUCAAAUGACAAUACAGCCGUGACCUAUGAGACUCCAUACGCACUGUUAAACAGUGUAAGUGAACGAUAUGUUCAAUCGUUUGGCAAUGGUUUAACAGCAGCUCUGGAAAAGCUGAUUUCUAAUGAAUAACUGACUUAAAUAGGGUGUCAGUGAAUCAUUCACAGUUGCUAUUUAGUCCUUACCAAUGUUUCUACGAAUAAAAUGUUUAUGAAGACGAGACAAUUAAUGGA
Messenger RNA from Bradysia coprophila, 657 nucleotides. Its product is annotated as GSK3-beta interaction protein. Gene Ontology annotation, cellular component: cytoplasm. The record is from RefSeq and is a predicted model, not a curated record. Gene Ontology annotation, biological process: regulation of canonical Wnt signaling pathway. Gene Ontology annotation, molecular function: protein kinase A binding; kinase regulator activity. Lineage: Eukaryota; Metazoa; Arthropoda; Insecta; Diptera; Sciaridae.